UCCCUGUAAGCCGGCCGUAGCCAUUAGCUAAUAGUAGUAGUAGACAAGCUGUGAGUAGUAGAAAAAGUCGCGGUGGAGACUGGUCGGUUCACACCAUGGAUAUUAAAUGGAGAAGUCUUGGAGAAUAUAUACAGGACUAGCAAUUGGGAAAGUAGGACCAAAAUAUGCACUCAGCAGCAGACAUAAUCAGGAUCAGAGACACCCAGGGAUUUCAGGUGUGACAGGCACACACGUAUCUGUAUCCUGCACCAGCCUUCCAUAACCUGAGAUCUCCUGCCUGGAAGCAUGGACUCAACUGUGCAUCCAGAUGUGGAGCAGAUGCUGUCUGAAUUCAAGCUUCAUGAAGAAGAAUUGCAGGUCCUUAUGAGCAGAAUGCAGGCAGAGAUGGAAAGAGGUCUUCACCUGGAGACGAAUGAAGAAGCCAGUGUAAAAAUGCUGCCGACCUACGUGCGCUCCACACCUGAUGGUUCUGAGGUUGGAGAUUUUUUGGCCUUGGAUCUCGGUGGAACCAAUUUUCGAGUAAUGUUGGUUAAAGUAGGGGAGGAUCUAGAUGGACAGUGGAAAGUCGAAACCAAGCAUAAGAUGUAUUCGAUCCCUGAAGAUGCCAUGACAGGAACUGCAGAGAUGCUCUUUGAUUACAUUGCUGAAUGUAUCUCAGAUUAUCUGGGUCAGCAGAACAUGAAACACAAGAAACUGCCCCUUGGAUUUACCUUCUCCUUCCCAGUCCGACAUGAGGAUAUUGACAAGGGGAUCCUUCUGAACUGGACCAAAGGAUUCAAAGCUUCAGGAGCGGAAGGGAAUAACAUUGUUGGACUGCUGAGAGACGCCAUCAAGAGACGAGGGGAUUUUGAGAUGGAUGUUGUGGCCAUGGUGAAUGACACUGUUGCUACAAUGAUCUCUUGUUACUAUGAAGAUCAUCAUUGUGAAGUUGGCAUGAUAGUAGGCACUGGAUGUAAUGCCUGUUACAUGGAAGAGAUGUGCGAGGUGGAGCUGGUGGAAGGAGAAGAAGGUCGCAUGUGUGUCAACACAGAGUGGGGUGCAUUUGGAGACACGGGUGAACUAGAAGACUUCCGUCUGGAGUACGAUCGAGUAGUGGAUGAGGGCUCCCUACAUCCUGGUCAGCAACUCUAUGAGAAGAUGAUUGGAGGAAAGUACAUGGGAGAACUCGUCAGACUGGUCCUGAUGAAGAUGGUGAAUGAAAAUUUGGUAUUUGGAGGAGAAGCUUCUGAACAACUGAAGAUGAGAGGAAGUUUUGAAACACAAUUUGUGUCACAGAUAGAGGGAGACUCUACAGAUUUUAAGCAAACCUACAACAUCCUGCGAACACUUGGUCUGCAGCCCACACUGGGCGACUGUCAUGCAGUGCGUAUGGCAUGUGAAAGCGUGUCCACACGAGCUGCUGUCAUGUGUGGAUCCGGCCUUGCUGGAGUCCUCAACCGCAUGCGUAAGAACAGGGGAGAAGACAUCCUCAAGAUCACAGUUGGGGUGGACGGAUCUGUCUACAAACUCCACCCUUUCUUCAAGGAAAAGUUCCACGCAGCAGUCCACAAGCUGACACCAAGAUGUGAAAUCACCUUCAUCCAAUCAGAGGAAGGCAGCGGGCGAGGUGCGGCCCUGAUCUCAGCAGUGGCAUACAAGAUGGCUUACCUUAUUGGUCAUUAGCUAUCGAUGCAACAUACUCCUUAGAAACAUGUUUUCCCCACCUCCGGUGAUCUACAGAGUUUCUGCAGACCAGUACAAAAACAACCUGCAGGGCUCCAUCACAUCAACAUUGCCAGACUUGAAAAUCAGAUAUGGAUACAUCAUGAUAUGUAAGAGGUGCAAACACCUUCCCAAAGCUUCACAAUGUAUUCUGCAGAACAGGACAUCUGUGCAUUGCCAAGUAUCUUCACUUAAGUGCACGCCAGAUGGGACAUUCCCAACAGUGCUCUAAGAACCUAGUCAUCCAGCAAAGACAAGCUAAGAGACAGUCAUAUCUUGGUGAAGACACAUCUUCAAGUUGUUGCUUUAAGGUUACAGAGUUGUACAUUUUCAGUUCUCACGUGGAUUUCUCAGGUAAUAGGUUUCUAGAAGCGGACAGACGUAAGUAGAGAAGCUAAAGAGUUUACAAGGUUUGAGCCCUCAGCAAACCUAAUGCUCAACAUUAAACCUGGAGAAUUGGACGCCAUAUUUAGUACCUGGGUCAAUAGUUUAGAUCGACAACAUAUAGUAAAUGUGAAGAAUCCAGCUACGGUUUAUACAUUCAUUAAAGUGAUUUCUUUCUCCUGGAAUCUGUAUAAUGUAUGUCGUUAAUUGUACGUUUUGUAUGUAUACAAGAAUGUGGCCAGCAGUAAUCAUUAAUGACAGAACAGUACAUUACACUGUAAGAAGAAAAUGAAUUAUUUCUUAAAUUACUAUUGUGGAAUGGACAUUUUUGGAACCAAAGUGUACAGGUAGCUAUAAAAUGGGUCAUCACAACCUUCACCUCCAACCCAGAUAUCUAAGACUUUUAUACCCCUGUUAAUCCAUAUAAGGAAAGAAGGGCAGCAUCUGCUCCUCCUCUGCUCUUCAUUGUAGAUAACCACACCCAUGAGGAAUUGAAAUGCAGCCAACCUAGGAGCGCCUUCUCUCAAAGGUCUCAGCCUCAGGAGCUUCCUCUAUUUAAUGUCCACCCUUAAUCAGCUUUUUUUGAUGGUUACUUGUUACCAUUUUUCAUUAAUUCUUGUUUGACAAUGUAGAUAAUGAUGUUAGAAAAUGGUUUAGUAUGAACAUUAAGACUUAAUAAACCUCAUAUCAGUGUA
Messenger RNA from Bufo bufo (common toad), 2780 nucleotides. RefSeq names its product glucokinase (gene GCK). The record is from RefSeq and is a predicted model, not a curated record. NCBI's taxonomy places the organism in Eukaryota, Metazoa, Chordata, Amphibia, Anura, Bufonidae. Gene Ontology annotation, cellular component: mitochondrion; cytosol. Gene Ontology annotation, biological process: regulation of insulin secretion; glucose 6-phosphate metabolic process; intracellular glucose homeostasis. The transcript has 10 exons. The coding region runs from base 286 to 1662 and encodes 458 amino acids. Gene Ontology annotation, molecular function: D-glucose binding; mannokinase activity; fructokinase activity.